CCGCUCUCUUCUUUGUUGUCAUAAUGGAGAGUGAUAGAAUGUGAAUUCAUUCUUGUGUUAUUUCUCUCUGAAGUUUACGCACGAUCGCCCAUUUAAUGAGUGAAUAUCAAUAAUAGUCUAGUCAGUUGAAGUGUGAAAUUGCCGCUGACCGCGUUAGCAACGUAACGUGCGUUGGUAGACCACCUCUCUAAAAAUAAUUCGCUUCACAUUGAAGAAACAGUUGAGUGCUAGUUGACAACAGUCGAAAAUGAAGAUGGCUGACGGGGCGACGAUACUGCGAAGAAAUCGGCCGGGAACGAAGGCAAAGGAUUUCUGUCGAUGGCCGGACGAAGCCUUUGAGGAAAUGGACAGCACACUGGCUGUACAACAGUACAUUCAGCAGCUGAUCAGGAAGGAACCUUCCAAUAUUGAACUUAUUCUGCGAAUGCCGGACGCGCAGGAUGAAGGUGUUUGGAAAUAUGAACAUCUUAGACAAUUCUGUAUGGAAUUAAACGGGUUGGCGGUGCGAUUACAAGUGGAAUGCCAUCCCGACACAUGCAAUCAAAUGACCGCCACCGAACAGUGGAUUUUCCUGUGCGCUGCACACAAAACUCCAAAAGAAUGCCCUGCAAUUGACUACACCAGACACACACUUGAUGGGGCUGCUUGUUUAUUGAAUAGUAAUAAGUAUUUUCCUAGUAGAGUGAGCAUUAAAGAAUCAUCGGUAGCAAAGUUAGGUUCGGUGUGUCGCCGUGUCUACCGCAUCUUUUCACAUGCAUACUUCCACCAUCGCACCAUCUUCGAUGAGUUCGAAAAUGAAACAUAUUUAUGCAAGCGCUUCACUCAAUUCGUCGUCAAAUACAAUCUCAUGUCAAAGGAUAAUCUGAUCGUACCAAUUUUCGACGGCGAAUUGGAGCCCAGCGAAUCCGAAGCUUAAUUUAACACCAUAAGAAGAAACAAAUAUAACACAUUGCAAAACACUCACCUAUACACCUCACUCUACACUCGGACGCCAUCCGCGAUGGGAAAACUGAUGAAACACCUUGAUAAAUGUGUGUAAUUAUAUGUAUUAUAGUGUUAGGUGUAUAAGUAGUUGACUGUGUCGAAUAUGUCGAAUAACUGGAGGGGCAUGCUACUCUUCAAGAACAUUUACUCAAAUAAUCAAGACCAAAAUGAAGUUUAAGAGUCAAAAUUGGGGAAAUUCUUCUAAAAAAUCGAAAAUUGCAACUUGUGCAACAUAUUAUUUAUUCAUAAUAUACAUUUUUUUAUUUCGACGUUCUAGCGAUUAAAAAAUGCUGAUUCAUAAAA
Molecule: messenger RNA, 1287 nt
Organism: Dalotia coriaria
Lineage: Eukaryota; Metazoa; Arthropoda; Insecta; Coleoptera; Staphylinidae
Gene: Mob4
Product: MOB kinase activator 4
Exons: 4
Coding region: 248-916 (222 amino acids)
Cellular component (GO): cytoplasm
Source: RefSeq, a predicted model, not a curated record